AUGUCACGAGUACACCGGUAUUUGAAAGAUGAUGCAGAACAAUACUCCGAGAACAAUGACCCUGAGCCAUGCUCACCUGGAAGCGCAUUCUACCUGCCCCAGUCCCUGCCUUGCCCAUCCAGAACUUGCACCGUCACCAAAUCUACGAAUUGGCGUAGAUGCAGACCGGCCUUUCGCACACCUAGCCAGACAGAAAAGCUUGGUAAGACAGCACAGCCUGCUCGGAAAACGCAGCAGGAACCAGAGGAAAGACAUGUUCCUGAGAUUUCUGAUAUCCAGCACGUGCUAUCCGAUGUUAAUCUCGAAUUCUCGGAGCUCAAGCAACUAGCAAAAUCGCGCACGGCAACCCAAGCUCACUACACGGCGGCCUGGACCUAG
Molecule: messenger RNA, 378 nt
Organism: Penicillium odoratum
Lineage: Eukaryota; Fungi; Ascomycota; Eurotiomycetes; Eurotiales; Aspergillaceae
Exons: 1
Coding region: 1-378 (125 amino acids)
Source: RefSeq, a predicted model, not a curated record